Molecule: messenger RNA, 1776 nt
Organism: Diatraea saccharalis (sugarcane borer)
Lineage: Eukaryota; Metazoa; Arthropoda; Insecta; Lepidoptera; Crambidae
Source: the annotation of a GenBank genome assembly
AUGGCAAAACUGCCACCGAAAUCCAAGAAAAGUAAAAUAAUAUGUCGAGAAGAAUUAUUGAACUUGGACAAAAGUGAUUUGGUUGAUAAGAUACUACAGUUAGAAGCACAUAAUGCACAACUGAAAAAUAUAAUUACCAAAAAUACGUCUGACGUUACUAAAAAUGAAUCUGAGAACAACAAAAGAAAAUUUGACUUUGCAAAAUGCUAUUAUCGCCAUGUCUUACUUCGAAUAUUGUACUUUGGAUGGGAUUACCAAGGGCUUGCUGUUCAAGAAGACUCAUCGCAAACAAUAGAGCAUCACUUGUUCCAUGCAUUAACAAAAUCAUGUUUGAUACAGAACAGGGAAAGAUCACAAUACCACAGAUGUGGUAGAACAGAUAAGGGAGUUAGUGCUUUCGGACAGGUGAUAUCUAUAUCUAUUAGAAGUAAACAUUCUCCAGAUGAUCAGCAUCAUCCAUCAUCAAUAUCUUCAGAGAUGCCGUACUGCAAGAUCCUGAACCGUCUGCUGCCCAAGGAGAUUAGAGUAGUGGCUUGGAUGCCAAUACCUGAGGAUGAAUCAGAAUACAGUGCAAGGUUUAGCUGUAAAACACGCCAAUAUAAAUAUUAUUUCCCGCGCUCUUCACUCGAUAUAAACUCGAUGAGAGUUGCUUGCGGCCAUCUUGUCGGCUCGCACGACUUCCGCCACUUAUGCAAGAUGGACGUCGGAAAUGGAGUCACUGAGUUCACGCGGAAUAUAUUUAAAGCUAAUGUGCUGCCUGUAGAAAAAGAAAUCGAAGAUCCUACAACAAUGUACUAUCUUCUGAUUGAAGGGAAUGCGUUUCUCUGGCAUCAAAUAAGGUGUAUAAUGGGUGUUCUAAUAUUGGUGGGGCGAGGAGACGAAAGCCCUGAUAUAGUUAAGGAAUUACUUGAUGUAGACAAGAUUCAGAGAAAACCACAAUAUAAUAUGGCGCUAGACACACCUCUCAACUUGUUCCAUGCCAGUUACGACUUAGAAAACGUUCAGGAAUGGGUGUAUGAAAGAGAUGAACUGAAGUCAGUGAUCGCUCAUCUGCAGAGCGAAUGGACUAUAUACAAUAUAAAGGCAACUAUGUUGAAGGAGUCUAUACAACAAUUAGAGAAAGAAUAUGCAAAGAUAUGUGCGAGCGAGAAGGAUGCUGAUAUCGAGCAGAGUGAAAAAGACAGAGUUGUAGCUUAUACUAAUUGUUUGUUGCAAGGGGUGCAGCCUAAGAAGAUGCCUAGGAAAUUGGUGUGUUGUGUUAUGGUUGUGUUACACGCAUUGUUAAAGUACGAACAGGACGCUAUUCUUUGUAAGAUUCUAGUGAACGAGAAAAGAUUCUCCAAGUGGUUACAAUGUCUUAGUGCUGUGUGUGAUACUGAAAAUUUGAAUACAGGCAGAAGUGUCAUUUGUAGCAAACACGUUGUACCAAGAUUCAUUACUCCAAAAUCACGACUCUUGGGUGGACAAAUGAAACUCCAAAAAAUAUGCUCCAUUAUAUUUGAUGAGAUGUCAUUAGAAACAGCACUUUCGUAUAAUAAAAGUAAAAAAUUGUGUAAAAAUAUGUCUGCAGCUUUGUCUUACACUGCAAAUUUCUCAACUUAUGUGGAUAGUAGGCCCGUCAGCACAACAUUAAGAAAUACAGCUGAAGUUGUUUCAUUCUUUGACCAAUUAUUUGAUAGUGUCCAUGGAGCAUCGAUAAACAAAAAAAAGCAUAAAGGAAAAGAGCAUCAUUCUUUCUGGCCAAAGGCAAUUGAAAUUUUAGAAAAACUUAAAUAA